Nematocida ausubeli is the source of this 2727-nucleotide messenger RNA. RefSeq lists its product as uncharacterized. The record is from RefSeq and is a predicted model, not a curated record. Gene Ontology annotation, biological process: DNA repair. The transcript has a single exon. Gene Ontology annotation, molecular function: DNA binding; ATP binding; histone binding. Lineage: Eukaryota; Fungi; Microsporidia. The coding region runs from base 1 to 2727 and encodes 908 amino acids. Gene Ontology annotation, cellular component: Ino80 complex.
AUGGUAGCGCAUGAGCAGGACAUAACAGAUAAUAUACUGCAGUACCAGAUAGAUCUAGCUAGAGACCUUCGGAUCCGCAGAAUAUGCAUGAUUGAAAGAAAGGUUAAACGAGGAUAUGAUAUCUCUAGAAGCACACUUAGGACGCUUGGCCUGGAUCCAUCUGUCCUGCCUCUCCCAUCGAUGGAUAACUACAUUGUCUACAACUGUCCAGAAAAGGAUCUAGAAGACCUAAAGACAGAGCACAUGACAAAGCGCCAUGUGUCAACUGAAGAGGAGACCAGAAAGAUAUAUGAAGAAAUAUGCAAGAGAUCUGUUCCAAAGGCGCACAAGAUACUUGUCCAGAAUAUAGCAACUAAGCAGGCGCAGCACAAGAAAAUAAGCACAGUUUGCCAAAGAGAGCUCAAGAGAGCACUGACAAAAACAGCAAAGACAAACCCCUUCCUGAAAGGCAAGAGAAUAACAAAAGAGCUGCAGGCAUUUUUCAAGCGCACAGAAAGGUCUACGCGUGACAGAAAAAAGAAAGAGGAGAAGGAGGACUAUGAGAGAAGGAAGAAGGAGGAAGAGAAGAAGGAAGAGCUUAGGCAGGAGAAAAAACUUAACUUCCUUAUCACACAGACAGAACUCUUCUCUCACUUCAUUCUAGGGCGGGAGAAAAGUGACCUUCCAAAUGAAGAGUCAAAGAUGGCAAGAAUGGCAGCUGAGAAGCACAGGCUGGCAGUCCAGGAAUUUGACUCCUCAAAGGUUCCUGAGGGCCCAAGUACCCCGAAAAGGGUGCCAGUUUACAAUAACUCAACACUUCCCUUGGCAGAGUCAAUUCGCAUUCCGCGCAUGCUCACAUGCACCCUGAAGGACUACCAAAAAAGAGGCCUGGAGUGGCUUGUCAGUCUGUAUGACCAGGGAAUCAAUGGAAUGCUUGCUGAUGAAAUGGGUUUGGGGAAAACUGUCCAGGCAAUCUCCUUCCUUGCGCAUCUUGCUGAGAAUGAGAACAUAUGGGGCCCUUUUUUGGUGAUCACGCCUGCAUCAACACUGCACAACUGGGCACAGGAGUUCAGUAAAUUUGCGCCUGCUUUAAAGGUGAUCUCAUACUGGGGGGCAGUGGCUGAGAGAAAAGGCCUCAGAAAGACCUGGCAGCAGAGAAAGCUGCAAAGAGAGGACGCGCCUUUUCAUGUUGUAAUUACAUCGUAUCAGUUGGCAGUUAGUGAUGAAAAGUACUUUUCAAAGAUAAAGUGGCAGUAUAUGGUGCUUGAUGAAGCGCAGGCAAUUAAGAGCAGCAGCAGCACAAGAUGGAAGACACUUCUUUCAUUCAAAGCAAGAAGUCGUCUUCUUCUGACAGGAACACCGAUUCAGAAUACGCUGCAGGAGCUGUGGGCUCUCUUGCACUUUAUCAUGCCCACCUUAUUCGAUUCGCAUGGAGAGUUUUCAGAGUGGUUUAAGAUUGAGGACGGAGACAGCGUGACAGAGGCAGCCAGGCUGAGAAUGGUUCUUCAGCCGUUCAUGCUGCGUAGAGAAAAGAAGGACGUGGCAGAUGAACUCGGGCAAAAGGUAGAGAUCAAUCUUGUCUGCGGCCUGACGCCAAGACAGAGAAGGCUUUAUGAAGGGAUCAGGGCCAGAGCACCCAUGGCAUCCUUCCUAGAACGCACGCUUCCAGAAGACAUUGAAGGCAUGGAGGGCCUUAUGAAUCUUGUCAUGCAGUUUAGAAAGGUGUGCAACCACCCAGAUCUCUUUGAAAAAAGAGAGGUUUCCUCGGGAUGGAGCAUGCCUGCAGUAACCAGCCAUAUACCAGGUCUACUGAUAACAGAGGCCUAUGGAAGAAAGAGGCCUGCCAGACAGCUCCUUCUGGAAGAAGACCCCGCCAAAAAGCAAAAGACAGAAAGAUGGUGCAUACAAAAGGAGACAAGGGAAGGGAUAGAGAGCACGCCAGAGGAAGCAAAUAUGCAAGGUAGAGACAGUGCGUCUGUUUCAGUAGAAGAAGCUGAUGGCUCUAAGCAUGCUGCAGCUCCUUGCACUGAGAGUUCUAUCUGUAGCAACAGCCAAGGUAUUAUUUAUGGCAGUGUAAACCCAAGAAUGUAUCAGAUUUCAUGCUCUGAUGAAGAGAAAAGACUUAAUGCAUUCCGCGGCCUGGUAAUUCCUAAAUGCCUUCCCCCAAACAAGAUAGUUUUCUCUACUGCACACAUCCCAGCAGAGACUGCCCCAGCGGAAAUGCGCAUGUCGGUCCUAGCCCCAGAUAUUCGAAUACCAUCCAUGGAGAGAUUUGUCCGUGAUAGUGGAAAGCUAGUGGUCCUGGAUAGUCUUCUUCUGAAGCUGAAGGCAGAGGGGCAUCGUGUUUUGAUGUACUUCCAGAUGACUAGAAUGAUUGAUCUGAUUGAGGAGUACCUCACAGUAAGAAACUACUCAUACCUGCGCCUUGAUGGAAGCAGCCGAAUUUCUAACAGAAAGGAGCUUGUGCGAGACUGGCAGACAAAUGAGGAAAGAUUUAUCUUCCUUCUGAGCACCAGAGCAGGAGGGCUGGGAAUUAACCUCACAGCUGCUGACACAGUUAUUUUCUACGAUAGCGACUGGAACCCAACAGCUGACCAGCAGGCCAUGGACAGAGCACACAGACUUGGGCAGACAAAGCAGGUUACAGUAUACAGACUGAUUACCGCAGGCACAAUUGAAGAGAGAAUUAUGGAGAGAGCAGGUGUAAAAGGAGAGAUUCAGAGAAUGGUCAUUGAAACAAAGGAGUAG